AUGGCGCCCAAAGUAGAGCCGGCAGGACAAGCAGCAGGCCAGAAGCGCAAAGGGAACUCGACGGAUGGAGGGGGCUGGCGCAACAAGCGACAAAAGACGCAACGCGACGCUCGCACCCUAGCGGUGCAGACGAGCUCCAAGGCCUUCAAAAAUGGAGAGCUCGACGUGGGAGCCUUUGUCAAGGCGCGCGAGUAUGAGAUCCGAGCACUCGAAGAGGGCAUGGCGCGGGCCAGAAAGGGCCUCACACAACGAGCCUUUCAACAAGUGCCCAAGGACCUGAGACGCAGGACGGCCAGUCACAAUGCGAAGAGAGUACCCAAGAGACUGCGCCGUCAGGCUGUGCGAGAGGUUGGUCGACUGCAGACCAUGGCCGCGACGAGGCUAACAUCGCACAGNAUGGCCGAAGACAACACGCCAACCGUAACAUCGCGUCGUCGUAAACCCAGUGGCCACAUGCGGCUUCGCAUGGACACCAUCAACCGUCUACGAAGCCUCGGCCGCAAGAAGACGCCGUCGCCUGGCCAGGGCAUUGUCGCCAGGUCGCUGCAGCCCAAGAAGAACACGCUCGCGUCCCCUCCUGUGCCCAAGGCAAAGUAUCGGAAACGUCAACUUCACAAGACGUGGUUGCCCACACACAUGUUUCAUGCAAAACGAGCCCACAUGACUCCUCCGUCUCAGCCCCUCUGGCGCUUUUCCUUGCCCUUGACAUCAACUGUCAAAAGCUAUCGCCCCACUCAUCGUGCGAGUAAAGACCGUGGAGCCAUUGCUUGGGAUACAAGCUACAUGUCUACAGUCUCCAUACACGGUAAUGAGCAGAGUAUAACAUCUCUUCUUCGUGCGCUGGGAGUUGGCUCAUCCGAUGCCGCCUGGACGAAAAGAGGCCAGAGGUGGAGACAAGGUUCUCGUAUAUGGCAAGGUUGGCUUUAUGAGCGUGACAUGUCUCCAACUCACCCCAUUGCUCCUGCCACGAUUGUUUGGCGACCAGAACGAGACUCCCCUGCAAAACAACGCCAGAUUUUUAUUCGUCUUCACCCAUCAGCCUUCUCCCAGCUCUGGGACCAGCUCAUCCGACUGGCCAAAAUUCAGAAACCCCAAUUGACCAUCCAAGAUUUGCGAUUCGAGAUUGGAAGCAUCGAGAUUAUCGGUCCCGCUUCAACCGAAGCUCUAACAAGUGCUCUUCGUCCUGCACAUACUAGUCAAGGAGAAAAGCUAACCGUCCAACAAACAUGGCCACUGUUGGCAGGCAUCCAAAACCCCUCAACUUUGCCUGCAAGUGCUCUUCUCGCUUUCGAUAUCACCGAUCCGCGACUGCAUCACCCUCCGCAAACUGCACCCUGCGCCACUGGAACGCAAGAUUCUCGACUUCUCGAAUUGCUGACGGAAUGGCCUUUUGAUGCUGCACAAAUGACGACAGGUAUUUUCGAUCGUGCAAGAAGACUAGCAUCUUGCCGUGCUAUGCAGAGUCAAAAAACCAUCAACCGACGCAAAUCCGCCGCUACGCCAGGUACCUAUCCUGAACCAUUGGCUCAAGAUCCUCGCAUUCCAAUCAUGGCAUUUCCAUCACCUUCCCAACCAAAUCCAAAACAAAAAAGCAAAGAGCGUACGUCUUGCUCGUGGGUCAUUCUUUUGCCGUGGAAAGCAGUCCCUGCCGUUUGGCAAAGUCUCAUGUAUUAUCCCAUCUCGAGUGGCGGACAAGUGAGAAUGGGAGGCUUGAAUGAGCAACGCCAAGUUGCCUUUGAGACUGGCGUACCUUGGUUUCCUGGCGACUUCCCAGGCACCAAAGCGGGUGAUCUCUGGGAGGUUUCAGAGAGUGCGAGAAGAAAGGCGCAAUGGGAAGCAAAGCCCAAAGGCAAAAGGGUCGAAUGGGACGGUGUCGCCCUGGGUCCUGGCAGAAAAGGCGAAGAUGGUAGUGGAUGGGCCUGUGACUGGGCCUACUGCUCUGAUAACACCACAGACCAGGCGAAAGAGGAUCUCACAUCGAAAAUCCAUCACAUUGCUCCAAGCCUUGCUCAAAGUGUCGUUGCUGGUCAGGCCACGUCCAUCGAACAUCUACCUCAGGCUGUUUCGACAAUCCGCAUCACCUUACUUGGACGUGGAACCCCUGAGCCUUGCGCACGAAUCUAUCGCUUGCCAUUGGCGUGUGGACCAGAAAAGACCAUAUUGCGCGACCAGUGGCUUGCUCUCGACCCGGCUCGAUCAGAUUCGUGUGCCCAAAAGAAGAAGCAUCAACGAGGCCUGCCAUCGUCUGUGUUGAAGUCAACUUCUCCGGCCGACAUACAGCAGCGAUUGGCUGCGGAUUUGUUGGAGCCUGCGCAACUAGACAACCACGACUGCUGUCCACCACUUCCUGGCAGAGAAGACCUCAUUGGUUUUGUCACAAAGGGCGAGUUCAGCCUGACAGAAGGCAGAGGUGUUGCCAUUGGUAGUGUCUUUGUCCAGAAGUCGAUCGCGACUGUCGAUGCUGCUGUAAAGGGACAUCACAUGUGCAUUGUCAGAAAUGCUGGAGAAACAGUGGGCAGACUGGGCAAGAUGGAGUUCGUUUGA
This is a messenger RNA of Aureobasidium uvarum, 2544 nucleotides long. Lineage: Eukaryota; Fungi; Ascomycota; Dothideomycetes; Dothideales; Saccotheciaceae. The record is from the annotation of a GenBank genome assembly.